Lagopus leucura (white-tailed ptarmigan) is the source of this 3910-nucleotide messenger RNA. It is a transcript of the gene AVPR1A, whose product is annotated as arginine vasopressin receptor 1A. Gene Ontology annotation, biological process: positive regulation of vasoconstriction; regulation of systemic arterial blood pressure by vasopressin; G protein-coupled receptor signaling pathway. The transcript has 2 exons. Gene Ontology annotation, molecular function: vasopressin receptor activity; peptide binding. Bases 1 to 1269 code for a protein of 422 amino acids. The record is from RefSeq and is a predicted model, not a curated record. NCBI's taxonomy places the organism in Eukaryota, Metazoa, Chordata, Aves, Galliformes, Phasianidae. Gene Ontology annotation, cellular component: membrane.
AUGAGGCUCGGAGGCGGCGGCGGCGGCGGCAGCAGCCCGCGGGCGGCGGGCCUCCCCGCGAACGGCAGCCGGUGGCGGGGGGCUGAGGAGGGCGGCAGCAGCCCCAGCCCCGAGGCUUGGUCGCGGGCGCCCAACGGCAGCGCGGGCGACUGGGACCCGUUCGGGCGGGACGAAGAGCUCGCCAAGCUAGAGAUCGCCGUGCUGGCCGUCACCUUCGCGGUGGCGGUGCUGGGGAACGGCAGCGUGCUGCUGGCGCUGCGGCGCACCCCGCGCAAAGCGUCCCGCAUGCACCUCUUCAUCCGGCACCUCAGCCUGGCCGACCUGGUGGUCGCCUUCUUCCAGGUGCUGCCGCAGCUCUGCUGGGAGGUCACGCACCGCUUCCACGGCCCCGACGGGCUCUGUCGCGUCGUCAAGCACCUGCAGGUGUUCGGCAUGUUCGCCUCGGCGUACAUGCUGGUAGCCAUGACCGCCGACCGUUACAUCGCCGUGUGCCACCCGCUGAAGACGCUGCAGCAGCCCACCAAGCGCUCCUACGCGAUGAUCGCGGCCGCCUGGGCGCUCAGCCUGCUGCUCAGCACCCCGCAGUACUUCAUCUUCAGCCUCAGCGAGGUGGAGCGCGGCUCGCGGGUCUACGACUGCUGGGCUCACUUCAUCAUGCCCUGGGGGCCCCGCGCCUACGUCACCUGGAUCACCGGCGGCAUCUUCGUGGCUCCCGUGCUCAUCCUCGCCACCUGCUACGGCUUCAUCUGCUUUCGCAUCUGGCGCAGCGCCCGCGGCAGAGCGCGCCCCGGGGAGGCGGCGGGCGGCGGCCCUCGACGGGGGCUGCUCCUCGCCCCCUGCGUCAGCGGAGUCAAAACCAUCUCCCGCGCCAAGAUCCGCACCGUCAAGAUGACCUUCGUCAUUGUCUCGGCCUACGUCGUCUGCUGGGCGCCCUUCUUCACUAUCCAGAUGUGGUCCGUCUGGGACCAGCGCUUCUCCUGGGUCGACUCUGAAAACACUGCAACCACCGUCACUGCCCUCCUGGCCAGCCUGAACAGCUGCUGCAACCCCUGGAUCUACAUGUUCUUCAGCGGGCACCUCCUACAGGACUGUGUGCAGAGCUUCCCUUGCUGCCAAAAGAUAAGGCAGACGCUAAGCAAGGAGGAUUCAAACAGCAACAGCAGGCGACAGACUUCUUUCACCAACAACCGGAGCCCGACGCAAAGCCUGAACACCUGGAGGGAGUCUCCCCACUCCAAGUCCACCAAUUUCAUUCCCGUGCCCACCUGAGGCCCUGGGCAGGUGGGCCUGAGCACGUGGGGCUGGGCAUGGGCACCGGCCAUGGCAGCAAGGAGGGACAACGAUGGCCACAGGCCGACAUGUGUUGCCUUGCUUGGUGAGCUAUUCUGCAGCCUGUAAGUUGUUGUGUGAAAGGUAUUUAGGGCUUGGGCAACUGAUCAGAAAGUCAUGACAAUAAUAAAGCGAUUCUUUUUCUAAAUAGAAUUUAAUCUUCAUUUUAUUUUUUGUUUCUGAAGCAAUACGUGUGCUACUUGCUCAUGCCAAGCAGUACAAAUGGCAGAGUUGGCCUACAUGGGGUUAACCUUGCUCUCUAGCAUUUCACGCCUAAAACUUCUCACACACAGAAAGAGAAUGCAAAAGCAGGAUCACAAUUUGGUCUGGAAUACCAACAGGAAGGAGUUGGAAUAAAGUCCUCACUGACCAGACUAGGACAAUUUAAUGACAAAAUGUAACAGCCUUUGAAAAGGCAAAUCCUCUGUCCAUGACAUGCUACUGCCCAUGUAUGUAUGUGGACUGAGGUGUUUGAAUUUUAGGGUGACAUCUCCUCUUCGUGUUGAUGGAGGCUACACAGCAUUUUUGUUUGAUUUGUUCCAUCUGUCUUUAAUUUUUGUAACUAAUUUAAAGAAAUACUGCCAUAUAUCAGUAUCACAGAAUUACAGAAUCGAGGUUGGAAAAGACCUUUAAGUCCAACUGUCAAUGCAUGACCACCAUGUGAUAUCACAGUGAAUUCAGUUCCCAGUACUUUCCCUCAAAAAUGGACACUGAGAAUGUUGUAGACAAAAGGAUGCAAUCCCCAUUGCUUGGCACUAUCAUCUCUCAAAAUUAAAAUGAGAUCCAGAGCACCACUUAGCAGCCAAGCUCAUGUAAGGCAGGCAAUGGCAUCUGGGUCUGAGGGGUAGGGAGUCGAUAUGGUAAGUUUUGAUUAGCUCAGCAUUAUUGCAAACAGACACACGAGGAGAACUCAUCACAACUCCCAGAAUCACUGUGGGAAAUAGUUGUAUCUCUUCUUUUUGUCUUCACAAUGACAGCUAGUAUCAAGCUGCAUCUGGUUUCUAAGUAAAUAGCCCCAUCAAUCUGGGGGAAUGUUACUAUUUGGUAAUGAUGGUAGAAUCAGUACAUUCCAAGACACAGUUUUGGGAAUUAAGCUUGCUGGGAAUGUCGAUAAAAAUUGCCAGUUAUUUAUUUGUGACAGAUGAUGGCAAUGUGGGCUGUGAAAAUGGCAGUAAACUACGAUAAAGUCACCACACUGCAUUACCUAAUUGUCAAGCACUCAAGGUGAGUUUGCUUCCACUACCAUGCAUGCCAAGCCAAAAAUAGUUCCUACUACUUCUAAAUAAUCCUGUUCUGUCUUUGUGUGGAGACCGUGCUGUACCUGGUUUGAAGAUCCCUGAGUAGUUUUUGCUGUGUUAUCAAAAUCCUGAAGACCUCUUUUAUGUGUCUUGCAUUUACAGUAGUGAAACCAAAAAGAGACCCAUUCCUGUUCAGCCAGCAUCUGUGUGAUGCUCUGUUCCUCUCAUCCGUUAUGCUCUGUUCUCCCCAUCUGCUCCACUUUCCUCAGCUGUUUGGAUCCCAAUAUCCAGUUGUUCCCCUGGCACCACAUGGGACUCCUGAUGUGGUUCCAUCUGGCUGUAUAAAAUGUGUGUGCUUCUGUUGGCAGUCAGAAACUUGAAAACACUUUUUCCCCACCAAACCCAGACAACCAAGAUUAUUUUCCUAAUAUCUUGAGGAGAAAAAAAAUGGGGCUGCAAUGGUAGUUUUCGCAGAGGAUGAGGCAGGCCCCAUACUUCUCUCAGUAGUGGUAGUGGAAAUUAGUAGAACUGAAUGACGGAUAAGACCAUAAGCAACCCAUCAUUCACUCCACAAGCUCCCAGCUGUAUUGCUGGGCACUGAAAAAGGAAGAAUAUUCCUCAAAAAUGAGAAAUUAAAUAACAGAAAAGUGAGGUUUUGUUUUCACCUAAGAAAAUUGUAGCCCUUUUCUCCGUACUUUUCUUGGUAUUUUCUGCACUCCAGGGGAGCAAUCUGUUCUGGUUUGUUCUUGGUGGUGCCUAAAACACUAGAACCCAAAGGACGACAUGAUGGACUGGAUCAUAUUUGGUGGGCUGCCUUUUUGGUCACUAUUACUAUUACAGAUAUGACUGCAACUCUCACCAGUUUUGGGUGAAGGUAUAUGACAAAUAAGUUACAUUUUAGUCCAAAAAAUGCAUGAAAUGGAGCCCUGUGUGUAUUUGUGCGUAUCGUAUAUAGUGCCUAUACUUCACAAGUGGGUAAUUCACAAUUACUGGAAUUACAGAUGUCUCAAGUAUAAUACUCUUUGCCUGGUUUUAUAUUUGUAUUACAUAUGGUCUGUACAAAAUUUUCAUGUUUGCUGAUUUGAGAUGCUUUUGUAUUACACAUUUUAUUCAAGCAGAGAAGACUGAGAAAACAAGUAUACAAUAAUAUUGAUUGUAAAACUAGGCUGGGUAAUGACUAGUAGAUCAAAAGAGUAGACUGGCUCAAAAUUAUAAUUUUCAGCUUCUUCCAGGUGAGUUACAAAGCCCAGGCUUAUAUUUGGGGCAUGUCAAUGUAAGUGUACACUGUGAGUGUUCUACGUUUUCUGUAAUUAAAUCAAUAAAACAAAUUUGGAGUAUUUGAA